CCAUAGACAGUUUAAGAAGGCGGGGGGAAAGUUGUAAGUGAAGAUAUUGAGAUCUGGAUUCAUAGAAGGGAGUAGGUGUAGAUAGGAGAGCAACAUAUUCAACACCCCCAUUGAUGGACAGGCAGAAAGUUAAAACAAAAUAACACAGUGAACUCACUCAGGAAACCACUAGGACACAACACACUAUGGAGUAACAUCUGCAGCUUUGAGUUUUCUUGUGAGGUGCAUGAUGGAAUUUGAACAUUGCCACAAGACAUUUUAUGUUUUGGAAUAGCUAAUCGUAUUUGUCCUCUGCUGACCAUUUGAACUCAUUUUUUGGCAUCCUUUUGAGGCAGUUCACCCAAAAAAUAUAAUACCAUGGAUUACAAGGAAAGCUGCCCCAGUGUAAGCAUUCCCAGCUCUGAUGAACACAGAGAGAAAAAGAAGAGGUUUACUGUUUAUAAAGUUCUGGUCUCAGUGGGCAGAAGUGAGUGGUUUGUCUUCAGGAGAUAUGCAGAGUUUGACAAGCUUUACAAUACUCUGAAAAAACAGUUUCCUGCUAUGGCUCUUAAGAUUCCAGCCAAGAGAAUAUUUGGUGAUAAUUUUGAUCCAGAUUUUAUUAAACAAAGAAGAGCAGGACUGAAUGAGUUCAUUCAGAAUUUAGUUAGACAUCCAGAGCUUUAUAACCAUCCAGAUGUCAGAGCAUUCCUUCAAAUGGACAGUCCAAAACAUCAGUCAGAUCCAUCUGAAGAUGAGGAUGAAAGAAAUACUCAGAAGUUACACUCUACCUCACAGAACAUCAACCUGGGACCAUCUGGAAAUCCUCAUGCUAAACCAACAGACUUUGAUUUCUUAAAAGUUAUUGGGAAAGGCAGCUUUGGCAAGGUUCUUCUUGCAAAACGGAAACUGGAUGGAAAAUUUUAUGCUGUUAAAGUGUUACAGAAAAAAAUAGUUCUCAACAGAAAAGAGCAAAAACAUAUUAUGGCUGAACGUAAUGUGCUCUUGAAAAAUGUGAAACAUCCAUUUUUGGUUGGAUUACAUUAUUCUUUCCAAACAACUGAAAAACUUUAUUUUGUUCUGGAUUUUGUUAAUGGAGGGGAGCUAUUUUUUCACCUACAAAGAGAACGGUCCUUUCCUGAACACAGAGCUAGAUUUUAUGCUGCUGAAAUUGCCAGUGCAUUGGGUUACUUGCACUCCAUCAAAAUAGUAUAUAGAGACUUGAAACCAGAAAAUAUUCUUUUGGAUUCAGUAGGACAUGUUGUCUUAACAGAUUUUGGGCUUUGUAAAGAAGGAAUUGCUAUUUCUGAUACCACAACAACAUUUUGUGGGACACCAGAGUACCUUGCACCUGAAGUAAUCAAAAAACAGCCCUAUGACAACACUGUGGAUUGGUGGUGCCUUGGUGCUGUUCUAUAUGAAAUGCUUUAUGGACUGCCUCCUUUUUAUUGCCGAGAUGUUGCUGAAAUGUAUGACAAUAUUCUGCACAAGCCCUUAAGUUUGAGACCCGGAGUGAGCCUUACAGCAUGGUCCAUUCUGGAAGAACUCCUAGAAAAAGACAGGCAGAAUCGACUUGGUGCCAAAGAAGACUUUCUUGAAAUUCAGAAUCAUCCUUUUUUUGAAUCACUCAGCUGGACUGAUCUUGUACAAAAGAAAAUUCCACCACCAUUUAAUCCUAAUGUGGCAGGACCAGAUGAUAUCAGGAACUUUGAUGCAGCAUUUACAGACGAAACAGUUCCAUAUUCUGUGUGUGUGUCUUCUGACUAUUCUAUAGUGAACGCCAGUGUGCUGGAGGCAGAUGACGCAUUCCUUGGUUUCUCUUACGCGCCUCCUUCAGAAGACUUAUUUUUGUGAACAGUUUACCAUCCAGAACUCACUGAGCAAAUAUAAAUCCAUGGAUGAGACUGAAACUCCUGUUUGUGUGAAUAUAUUCAGAUAUGUUUAACUAGUGCCUCAUUUUUACAUGUAAUGUUGAAGACUAUGAAAAAUGUAUUUUCUGCUGUAUGCAAGAAAAUAGGGCAUUUCAAGAGCUAAGUUUUGAAUUAAAAUUUGUAUUCUUGUUUA
Molecule: messenger RNA, 2040 nt
Organism: Talpa occidentalis (Iberian mole)
Lineage: Eukaryota; Metazoa; Chordata; Mammalia; Eulipotyphla; Talpidae
Gene: SGK3
Product: serum/glucocorticoid regulated kinase family member 3
Exons: 17
Coding region: 358-1830 (490 amino acids)
Biological process (GO): protein phosphorylation
Molecular function (GO): ATP binding; protein serine/threonine kinase activity; phosphatidylinositol binding
Source: RefSeq, a predicted model, not a curated record